Messenger RNA from Labrus mixtus (cuckoo wrasse), 3516 nucleotides. Its product is annotated as twinfilin-2-like. The record is from RefSeq and is a predicted model, not a curated record. The transcript has 11 exons. Bases 784 to 1890 code for a protein of 368 amino acids. Gene Ontology annotation, biological process: regulation of lamellipodium assembly; positive regulation of neuron projection development; barbed-end actin filament capping. Gene Ontology annotation, cellular component: actin filament; cytoplasm; myofibril. Gene Ontology annotation, molecular function: actin monomer binding; actin filament binding. Lineage: Eukaryota; Metazoa; Chordata; Actinopteri; Labriformes; Labridae.
CGCAUGUCAAUCCCCACUCUCUCUCUCUCUCUCUCUCUCUCUCUCCAUGAUUUCUGACUCUAUCCACUGUCCUUUCUCUAACUAAAGGCAUAAAAAGCUACCCAAAAAGCUGUUUGUAUGUUACAGCACACAUUUAUAAUUUAGGAACAUGAAAAGGUACCUUUUCAAUUUCCACCUUUUCCUCAUCUAUCAAAAGUAUAUCAGCCAUCUAAAAUAUACAUAAGAUAAAUACUCCCCUUCUUGAUCCAUUGAACAAUGCUGAAAUGAAUCAGUCCGAUUCUGGCUCAGUGUCACAUUUCAGUGACCAGGUGGAUGGAACUUGAGAUCAUGCCUGAGCUGGUUGGCUUCUCUGUGUGAAUGAGCGAUAAAAUGUCGAUAAUGUCGACAGCAUCUGAAAAACACUGACCUGACCACUGAUGUCAUGAUUGGAAGACCUGUACUCACACACAGUGGCGUAAUCUACAGGUAAGGACAGUAUGUGACUUAGGAGAGCGUCCCCCACAGAGACUUUAAAGUGGGGCCGCCAUUGAUACACAGAGAGUUUUAGAUCAGUGGUCAGGGUGGCAUAUCCUCUGACAGGCAUGUUAUUACUCAUCAGCCACAGUUCCGCAGAUUGUGUUUCAAGUGUAAGGAAUCUCCCGAGUCACCCUCCGGGCGUUUAUUUCAGUGGUGCGCGUGGGUCCAUCUGUCUGCCAUCAGUGUAGAGGCAGCCUACCUGCUGAGCAAGAGGAGCGAGGACACACAGUCACCUGGACCUGCUUCUUCUAUGAGAGGAGGGUGAAGAUGUCACACCAGACAGGAAUUAAUGCAACAUCUGAGCUGAAGGAGUUCCUGGCCCGGGCGAGGGGAGGUGCCAUCAGAAUUAUGAAGAUAGUCAUCAGAAAUGAGGAGCUAGUGUUAGACUCGUACAGAGAGCCCGCACAGAGUUGGGACAAGGAUUACGAUCACUUCCUGCUUCCUCUGCUAACACAUCAGGAACCCUGCUACAUCCUCUAUCGCCUGGACUCCCAGAAUGCACAGGGAUACGAGUGGAUCUUCAUCCCCUGGUCACCUGACCAAUCACCAGUGAGGCAGAAGAUGUUGUACGCAGCUACCCGUGCCACACUGAAGAAAGAGUUUGGAGGAGGUCACAUUAAAGAUGAAAUGUUUGGCACAGUCGAGGAUGACGUGUGCUUCCAGGGUUACCUGCGACACAUGACCUCCUGCUCCUCCCCGGCUCCACUCACAACAGCCGAGCAGCAGUUACAACAAAUCAAAGUCACAGAGGAUAAAGUUGUGUGGGAUGAACGAAGGCGUAUUGGGACUCCUACAGCACGAGCAAGGGUUACAAUGGAAUUUGGCUUAGACAAACGGGCACAGACUCUUCAAGGUCUUGCAUUUCCGCUCCAGGAAGAGGCCAAACGAGCCCUGCAGCAACUCAAGCAGAGAUGCAUCAACUACAUACAGCUGAGGUUGGAUGUAGAGAAGGAGACUAUUGAGCUGGUUCACACCAAACCUACAGAGAUCCACGAGCUUCCCUUUAGGAUCCCUUCAGAUUCCCCAAGAUAUCACUUCUUCAUCUUCAAGCACUCUCACCAGGGUCAGCGGCAGGAAGCACUGGUGUUCAUAUAUUCAAUGCCUGGGUACACCUGCAGCAUCAAGGAGCGGAUGCUGUACUCUAGCUGUAAGAACAGGCUACUGGACGAGGUGGAGAAAGACUACCACCUGGAGGUCACCAAAAAGAUGGAGAUAGACAACGGUAAUGACCUGACUGAACACUUCCUGUACGAAGAGGUCCACCCAAUGGAGCACACCUUAAAGCAGGCCUUCACCAAGCCCCGCGGACCAGGAGGGAAGAGGGGCAACAAACGCCUUAUCAAGGGUGCAGGAGAGAAUGGGGAAGAAAGUUAGAUACUAAACACACACACAUACAAACAUCAGGAAUUAUACACACACACUUGCAAAAUAACACUAUACGAAUGAUCUUACAUGUUAUUUAACUGGUAAACUUCUUGUCAUUUCUUCUGUUAGUUGCAGAUAAUAAACUCAGAAAACAGGACAAAAUAGAUACACCUUAAAAAGGAAUUCAUUUGUAUUGUUCUAUGGUCAAAUAUGUAAACAAAAUGUAAAAAAAAACUUGAGAAGGUGACAGCUAAGAUUAAAAAAUUGUCUUCAAAUUGCAAUUCAGGAAAUGCUUUUUAAAUAUAGCCUUCUAAAAAUGCCUUAGUAAACAAUCUCCCAUAUUGUUUCUGCAAAAACUGUUUUCAGAUGCAGCACAAUAGGUUGUCUGUGUGGUAGCCUGGCAACCAGCCAUGCCUUUACGUAAAUUAGAUUUUAUGAUGUUAAAAUGCAUAUCACUCAAAUGAAUGGUACAUUUUGAAUACCCCAUUCACUAUAUGAUCAGGCAUACAAUCCCAUCUGAUAACUCCUCUUUGCUGUUCGCUUUUAUUUGUUCAACUGUUUACAAUCAUAGAGAAAUGGCUAUGACAUUCUCCUUUUUAUUAUAGACAGCCUAUACUUGUCCUAUGCUUCGAUUUUUACCACAUGCCUGUAAAGUUGCCUUCUCCUGUCAACUGAAGAGGUUUGACAAAACUGUUAUUUUACAAAAACCCCACAAUAAAAUGUUUCCUUUUACUCCUGUUUGUGUCCUCUUUUCCCUCUUUCUCUGGCAGUAUUUGCGUGGUAAUUCUGUAGUCAUGCAGGCAGAAGCAGCAGCAGGGAUCAGGGCUCAGCAGUGGAGGUCACUUUGUUGUGUGUGUUUUCCAGGAAGCCUCUCUACUCAGAAGCCCUCAGCGGCUCUGCUGCUUUCAUAGCACACGGCUGAUGUGAACACACUUUCUUGGAAAUAUGGUUCAAAGCUUACUUGUGGGUUUCAAAUGGUCAUUGUCUGUCUCCAUGGAAUUUGUGGGUUUGUUGAUGAUGGUGAUGAUGAUGAUGAUGAUGAUGAACUUUGACUUUGUCAAGAAAUGCGGACUUCUUCCAUGACAUGACCCAGUUCAGUGAAUUUCCAGGAAUAUGAAUCAACUAUUUGUAGGCUUAUUUUCUUCAUUGUAUAACGAAACAUAACCACUCGCUGAAAACGUGUUACUCAGAGCACGAUGGAGAGGUAAGUAAAGCGUGUGACUAUAUGUCGAUAUAAUAUGCUACAGUUUUCUUUACAAUAGCUGUUCACAUGAUACUCAGUGCACUGUACUUGAAGUCAACCGGGCAUGAAAAUCCACGGAUAAUGACAAGUGAAUUGAUUAAAAACACACAAGCGUUCAAGGUGUAAUUGAGAAGCGUGUGGUAGGCUACUAAUACUCUGAAUUUCCAUUGGACGAAAAUGCAGCAUUAAACGCCUUAGUGCCGUCAGUUACGUCAAGGCAGCGAAAUGUCACUCAAACCAUCCCGGAAGUACUGCGAUGUCCUUCAACAUAAUAGAUAUGAUAAGUCUACGGAUACAUAUUUUAUUUCAAUCCAUAGUUCAUGGGGGCAUUUUUGUGUGUAAAGACCGAAAACAAAUAUUGGUGAAAUUAAAUAUACUGCAAUACAUUCUUA